Molecule: messenger RNA, 685 nt
Organism: Sitophilus oryzae (rice weevil)
Lineage: Eukaryota; Metazoa; Arthropoda; Insecta; Coleoptera; Curculionidae
Exons: 3
Coding region: 108-542 (144 amino acids)
Source: RefSeq, a predicted model, not a curated record
UAUUAAUCUAUACCUGGCUGGUACGAAAGACUUUGACAAAUCAUUUUCAUUUUUUCCUCUAAAUUAAAAGUAUUUUUUUUUUGUAAAUAGCCUUAAUUCAUAUUGAAAUGGGUUCAAAAGAUGCAGAAGAAUUCAGACAGGCUCUUCAGGAUAUCUCGCAAUACAUUCCUAGACUGCAUAGCCCAUUUGAUAGAGUACGCUGUUCCGAAUGGACUAGAAAACUAUCAUCUCUUUCUGAUGAUAAUCUAGAAUCUUGUAAAAUAAAAAACGAUUACGCACAAUUCCUCAGAAUCCAAGUUCGAAAUCAGUGCUUACACGGGCCGUUUGAACAUCCACCCUCUGAUAAAUUGCUACCGCCUUUAGCUGAGACUAUAGGGAAUAUCAUGAGUAGAGAGAUACCCUUUCUUCCUAAAAUGGGUCCAAUAAAUCCCGUAUUACAUCACAAGUCCCCUGAUGGAAGAGCCUACGUCUCGGCAAGACAAAUUCCCGGUGGUGGAGUGUUAUGUUACAUGGCUGUCAGUCCCGAUGGUUUGGAAUUCUAAACGCAAAUGUCUUAUUCUAAUACAGAUUUUUUUUAUUUAUAUGCAGGAUAUAAGUAUUUCUUAAAUAUAUAAGUAUGAGUACAAUAGAAAAUAUACUUGCUAAUUUAUAAUAACGAACAUAAACAUUAAAUUCUAUCUAUAUA